This is a messenger RNA of Xenopus laevis (African clawed frog), 3705 nucleotides long. RefSeq names its product RNA binding motif protein 5 L homeolog (gene rbm5.L). Gene Ontology annotation, biological process: mRNA splicing, via spliceosome. Gene Ontology annotation, cellular component: nucleus. The transcript is spliced from 24 exons. Lineage: Eukaryota; Metazoa; Chordata; Amphibia; Anura; Pipidae. The coding region runs from base 199 to 2682 and encodes 827 amino acids. The record is from RefSeq and is a predicted model, not a curated record. Gene Ontology annotation, molecular function: nucleic acid binding; RNA binding.
AAGGAGGCGUGCCCGCGAGAUAACACAGCGCAUGCGUUCUACGGUGGCAGCUUACAGGCUUCUGUGGUGAAUUGUGGGUAGGAGACGGGUGGAUUCGCCGCCAUUUCGUGAAGACAGAGAUACGAGAAGGAGGUGUUGCUGGAAUACAGCCCAGUGAUUUUAUCACAGCCACCGCUUGCUGGACUUAAAGUGUGAACCAUGGGAUCAGAUAAACGUGUGAGUCGCAGUGAGCGGAGUGGAAGAUAUGGUUCAGGGUUUGAUAGAGAUGAUCGUGAUGAUAGAGACAAUAGGAGCCGUCGCAGAGAUUCUGAAUACAAGAGAUACCGAGAUGAACGGAGUGACCGCUAUGAUGAUUACAGAGAUUAUGACAGUCCCGAACGUGAUAGAAUGCGUGACAGGGAGAGAAGGAACAGUGAUCGAUCAGAAGAUGGCUAUCAUUCAGAUGGUGACUAUAUGGACCAUGACUACCGUCAGGACUAUUACAUGGAUGAAAAAGAGAGCAAGACAAUCAUGCUGAGGGGACUCCCCAUUAAUAUUAAUGAGAAUGAUAUUCGUGAGCUGGUGGAGUCUUUUGAGGGGCCACAGCCUGCUGAUGUACGGCUGAUGAAGAGAAAGACAGGUUUAAGCCGCGGUUUCGCCUUCGUGGAGUUUUAUCACUUGCAAGAUUCUACCAGCUGGAUGGAAGCCAAUCAGAAAAAGCUUGUAAUCCAGGGAAAGACUAUUGCCAUGCAUUACAGCAAUCCACGACCCAAAUUUGAGGACUGGCUGUGUAACAAGUGUGGCCUGUACAACUUUCGGCGAAGAUUAAAAUGCUUCCGCUGUGGGGCAGCCAAAGCUGAAUCUGAUAUGGAAGCCCCAUCAGGAUCAUCUGAAGCUCCUCAGUCUGCUGAUUACUAUAGUGACACCAUAAUCCUUCGGAAUAUUGGGCCCCACACUGUAGUGGAUUCCAUCUUGUCUGCGCUUGCUCCCUAUGUCUCACUUGUGGUCAGCAACAUCCGUCUUAUUAAGGACAAGCAAACCCAGCAGAACAGAGGCUUUGCUUUUGUGCAGCUUCCUUCUGCUCUGGAGGCAUCACAACUCUUGCAAAUUCUGCAGACUCUGCAUCCCCCUCUCAAAAUUGAUGGGAAAACUAUUGGUGUGGAUUUUGCAAAAAGCGCUAGAAAGGAUCUUGUGUUGCCAGAUGGGCACAGAGUUAGUGCAUUCUCUGUGGCAAGCACAGCUAUUGCUGCUGCACAGUGGUCUUCAACACAGCCGGCGCAGCAAAGUGGGGAAGGUGGGGAUUAUGCAUACCUGCAACCAGGACAGGAAGGUUGUUCUAAUUAUGGACAAUGCUCCCAAGAUUACCAACCAUUUUACCAAACACAGACUGGAGCAGCAGAGCAAGGCACAGCACCACAAGCAGAGAGUUCCUCUCCAGUGCCAGCAACUACAAGUGCAGUCGUGUGUCAAAGUCCUCAGAUGUACCAGCAACCUGGUUCUCCGACCCAGUCUAGUACAAGUACAGUAGCUGCCAGCGCAACUCCAGCAUCUGGUACUAGCGCAGAAGAAGCAGCUGCUCCUAAUGCCAUUGUUCCUGGACUAAAAUACUCUGUUCCAGAUACUUCUACAUAUCAAUAUGACGAGAGCUCAGGAUAUUACUACGAUCCCCAAACUGGCCUGUACUAUGAUCCCAAUUCUCAGUAUUACUACAACUCGCUGACUCAGCAGUACCUAUAUUGGGAUGGUGAAAAACAAACUUACUUGCCGGCUGCUGAUGGAGCAGGUCAAAGUGGAACACAGCCUAAUGGUGCAAAUCCAGGCACUUCCAAGGAAGGAAAAGAGAAAAAAGAAAAGCCGAAAAGCAAAACCGCUCAACAGAUUGCAAAGGAUAUGGAGCGAUGGGCCAAAAGUUUAAACAAACAGAAGGAAAAUUUCAAGAAUAGCUUCCAGCCACUCCGUGAUGAAGAGAGAAAAGAGUCUGCAGCAGCCGAUGCUGGAUUUGCUUUGUUUGAGAAAAAGCAAGGAUCAUUGUUGGAGAGACAGUUUCUGCCAGAUAUGAUGAUGAUGGUUAACACUGAGGAAGAAAAGCCUCCAAAUACAGCUCUGGUUGCUGCUUAUAGUGGUGAUAGUGACAAUGAAGAGGAGAAUGAGAGAUUUAUUGGGGCAGUGGAUGAUGAAAAGUUGAUGGACUGGAAGAAGCUGGCAUGUCUUCUAUGCCGCAGACAAUUCCCAAAUAAAGAUGCUCUGACAAGACAUCAGCAGCUGUCAGACCUACAUAAGCAAAACCUGGAAGUCUAUAGGAGAUCAAAGUUGUCUGAACAAGAGUAUGAAGCAGAACAAACCGAAAGAGAGUCAAAGUAUAGAGACAGAGCAGCAGAAAGAAGAGUGAAAUAUGGAAUUCCAGAGCCCCCAGAACCCAAACGCAAGAGAUUUGCCCCUACUGUGGUGAAUUAUGAGCAACCUACAAAGGAUGGCAUUGAUAAUAGCAAUAUAGGAAAUAAGAUGCUACAGGCCAUGGGCUGGAAGGAGGGCUCAGGACUGGGCCGAAAGAGUCAAGGAAUCACAGCUCCUAUUCAGGCUCAGGUCAGAAUGAGAGGGGCUGGUCUGGGAGCCAAGGGCAGCUCCUAUGGAGUGAACACAUCAGACUCCUACAAGGAUGCAGUGAGGAAAGCAAUGUUUGCGCGAUUCUCAGAAAUGGAAUAAUGAGAAACUUGAAAACAACUUGAAAAACUGUAGCCUUGGCUGGGUAGAAAACCGAAACAUCCGUGCGGUUUCUCUUGAUAAGCAAAACUGAAAAAUUCCUGGAGGACAGAGUUCUUGAGCAAUGGGAGAAUUAACAUGUAAAUGUGUAAUAUAUAUAUAUUGUACAGUGUACAUAUUUUUUUGUAGACAUUUAAACCAUCAAAAAACAAUAUUUGCAUUAGAUUCAGGUCUGUUUCUGUAUGUGAAACACUAAAAGUGGGUUGGUAAACAAUCAGUUUCCUUUCUUACAAACGUUACAAUCUUUAUUGCAAGAUCAGUUUUGUUAUAAAGGUGGUCAUAGACGCACAGAUAAUAUUGUAUGAAAGUCUUGGAUAUCCGUUGGCUCGUCGAUCGGGCCGAACGGAAAAUUUUGAUUGGGUGCCUUUGAAGGCUUCCAGGCAUCGCCCAUUGUUAAUGCUGAAUCUUCAGAUACAAAUUCUAUUGUUUCUACCUGUAUAUCUGACCAUUCAGCUCUACACGUGUAUUGAAACAAACUAUCUUUCUUGGAAAGAUCUUAAUUGUUACAUGUAUGGCCUCCUUAAAGAACAAGGAAAGCUAAACUAAAGAAGUAGCUAGAAAUGUAAAUUGUUUUGGGCUUCUGCACCAGCCCAAGGCAACCACAGCCCUUUAGCAGUAAAGAUCUGUGUCUCCAAAGAUGCCCCAGUAGCUCCCCGUCUUCUUCUUUUCUGCGGAUUCACUGCACAUGCUCUGUGCUGCUGUCAUUUACUGAGCUGCAAUAAGUUCAGUAUAUAAAAUAUGCCAUUUUAGCCAUAUUCAUUUUUAGGGUUUAAUUCUCCUUUAAGACUUAAUACAAGCACACAACUUGGCUCCCUCAUAGGACACGGUCAUCUGCUCAUAGUACAGUAUGGAGCCAACUUUGUAUAUGGAAAAACUUUGUGCUUAAAUGUCUGAUGUGUGUUGUGUUUUGUUUUUUAUUAUUAUUUUGGACUUAUUGCCCAAAUAAAUUUCAAAGUAAAUGCCAAA